GGGCGGCGGCGGCCGGGCGGCGCGCGCGGGGCAUGCCGGGACCUGUAGUCCAGCCCGCGCGGCCAGGCGGGGCGGCGGCGGCCACGGGACUACAACUCCCGGGGGGCGGCGGGGCUGCGGCGGCCAAGCGGCCGGAAGUCGGGCCGGGCGGCCCCGAGCAUCACAACAUCCGGGCGUGCGCGGCUGGUUGCUGUGGCAACGGGCUGCUGUGCGCGGCUGCUGGACGCGCGGGUUUCUCCUUCGGAGCCGCGGCGGCUGCGUGUCGUCCUUCCCGCCGCCAGCGUAGCCUCGGGGAGCCGCGGCGGGAACAGCUGCGCUUGCUGGGAAAGCUGAUGCGAGGCCUGGAGGGUGACCGAGCUAAGAAAAGCAGUUCUGCUGCAAGCCCGGGGCAGCAGUCAGCCGCCCAGCCGGCUCCUUGUGUGAACCCUGGCAAUCCCGUGUUCUCCUGCAUGCUGGACCCGAAGGCCCUCAGCACGGCGACCUCGCUGUCCAAACCCAAGAUGAUCAUGUACAAGACCCAGUCAAGCUACUACGGCGAGUGCUCCUCUCUGCCACAGUUCUUCCCCUGCGUCUUCACUCCAAAGGAGCAAGUGUUUUCAAGCCAUCUUAAAGCUACCGGGUUCUAUCAGAAUAAUACCCUGAACACUAGCUCUGACAAAACCAGGACUCUCGAUUUCCCGAACUUCCAACACACUCUGUGAAGAUGUUAUCCUUUCUCUAUGUGAAAGAAAAUGCCUGCAUAAAGGGCAACAAAAGGGAAAAUAAAUAAAUAUUUUUAAAUAA
Messenger RNA from Erinaceus europaeus (western European hedgehog), 783 nucleotides. RefSeq names its product piercer of microtubule wall 2 (gene PIERCE2). Bases 33 to 701 code for a protein of 222 amino acids. Gene Ontology annotation, biological process: axoneme assembly. NCBI's taxonomy places the organism in Eukaryota, Metazoa, Chordata, Mammalia, Eulipotyphla, Erinaceidae. Gene Ontology annotation, cellular component: axonemal microtubule. The transcript is spliced from 2 exons. The record is from RefSeq and is a predicted model, not a curated record.